Molecule: messenger RNA, 2503 nt
Organism: Anopheles coluzzii
Lineage: Eukaryota; Metazoa; Arthropoda; Insecta; Diptera; Culicidae
Product: novel acetylcholine receptor chaperone
Exons: 4
Coding region: 1225-1695 (156 amino acids)
Biological process (GO): positive regulation of protein localization to cell surface; chaperone-mediated protein complex assembly
Cellular component (GO): endoplasmic reticulum
Source: RefSeq, a predicted model, not a curated record
UCAGCCCGCGGGGCCACAUCAGCAGACCACCACACGAACCGACGACGAACGACAAAGAGCGCGAAAGCGAGCAGAAAAUAGCAGCGCGGUAGCGGAUUGCAAAUGUGUCCCCGCGCGCGUAUGUGUUGUGUGUGUGUACGUGCGUGCGUGUGUAAGUGUGUGUAAGUGUGUGUGUGUGUGCGUGUGUAGCGCGUGCGUACGCUCAAAGCAAAAAAGGGAGGAAACAAGGCACCGUUGCAACAAUGAUGAAGCAAUAGAUUUUCAAAAUCUUACCAGAAUAGAAUAGUCGCCGCGGUUUUGGCAUCGAUUGGCGAAUGCGAAUGAAAACGAAAACCACACAUCAACAGGUGCCCGGAAACAGUUUCGUGUGAAACUGUUGUACUAAGAACUGCCACCUUUCGGGACCGGUUUUGACAGUUCCGGCGCGUUUCCAGUGUGCGUGUACGCAGCGUAGGCAGCCGAAGGCUCCUCCGUCGGUCGGUCAAUGACAGUUGGUUCGUCCUGUGGCACCCUGGACCCUACACAUCCUUAUACACGCACACACCACUACCACCACCACCACAAAGCGUUUGAACGCGUGCGCAUCCCGACGGAAGCGCUCACACACUGUCUCGCUCUGUUCUGGUAGAACCAAUUUUCCAGGACCAGGACCGUCAACAUCAAACGGCCAGCCAGCCUGUCAGCCAGCCAGCAUCAUCGGCCAUCGCGCUUUUUCUCGUCGUCGGUUAUUGAUUGGUAGUGUGUCCCGUGGCUUCUCGCUGUGCAAAAGGUACGGAUAACACGUCGCUUCCGUCGCGGUGGUCGGUUGUGUGCGGUUGUUGUGCUUCUCACGGUCUACUAAGAUCCGCCGUCUUUGUGUCAUCCACAGCAUCGUUUUCUGCCUGCGAAUUCGGCCUGUGAGUGUUCUGUGUAGCGCCUCCCAGAUCAAUUUGUGUGUGUUUAUUUGGUGGUUAAUAGAAGCAUUUUCCUGUGCCAGUGUGCUAAUAAGUGAAGCCAUUUGAAGCAAAAAAGAGCAAUUGCGUUGAUUGAAGCUGUUUGUGCAAUUCAGUGCGUGUUUGUGUGUGUGCGCGCGCGUUAGUGUGUCUAAAGAAAACGCCCCUCACCGAAGUGACACGGAAAGCAUUGCUUGCCCAGCAAGCUUAGCGCUGUUCUGAUAGUUCAUCCUUCCCUCCCCCCCUGCCGGUACCGUUAAAAGCCGUCAAAAUUACGCAAAACACGCAAAAGAUGUCCUCGCUGGUGCUGAGGAGCCUCUCGAUACUGCUCGGGCUGUUCUUCAUAUUCAUCGGCAUCAUGAAGAUAUCACCACACAUCAGCAAGGACCUGCAUCGGGACUUGCGCAAGAACUACGUCAAGUAUGCGAAAGUGUUUCCCCUCUCGACACUGCUGGAGUUCAAAAUACCCUCAAAAUGGUACCGGCGAUCGGUCGGCGGACUGGAGGUGCUGUGCGGGUUGGCCAUGGUGCUCAUUCCUAGCCAUAAAAUAAAAAAUGCGGCCAACAUAACGCUCCUGCUGUUGAUGUUCCUGGCCGUCUACUCGCACUACAUGGUAAGCGAUCCGUUCGAACGAUCCGGCCCGGCGCUCGUCUUCACCUUCAUGCUGAUCGGUAGGCUAGUGAUAUGGUAUCAGGCAAGUCGACGAGAAGCGGCCCUAGCAGCUGCCGCACAGCCCACUGCCAAUGGACUGAAGCAGGAGUAAGGUGGCCAUCACCAGUACCACCACAACCACCACGAAAUACUGCGUCCGGCUAACUGAUCUCAGUUCCCUUCAGCCCGUAACGAUGCAUGGAUACAGAAAGUGCAAUAGAGCGCGCGCGCGAAAGAGAGAGAGAGAGAUUCUUCAUGCAACACAGCCAGCAAUGCAACACAUUAAACGAGGAAAGUCGAGUUCGAGUCUCGCUCUGUCGAAUUUUAUACCAAAACAAAACGUAAUGAGGAAUACGUUUUCCUCCCCCUGACCUCCUCCCCCAGACUCCUACCCCCUUGAAAACGAAUCGAAACUUGCGGAAGAGGUCGAAAUCGAAAGCAACGGAAAUGGUUAUAUGGUUUCAUUCGGUGUUUCACGCAAAAGCAGCAAGACAGACGCGUACUGAGCACACUAGCACACUAGAACACACGCAAAAAAUACGGAUACGGAUUAUUGAUUUGAUAUUUUUUAAUACGAAAUUGAGCAGCACAAAAGAUGAUGAUCAACAACGAACCAAACCGCUAUUAUGCGAACAGGGAAUGGAGGAACAUGGAAGUUUCGGUUAGAUGGACUAUUAUUAUCUUGGUCAUUAUCGUUUUUAGCGUCAUCAUUAUUUUUACUUAUUUUUACGUUUAGCAACGGAAAGGAUUCUCUGUGAGCCUCUUCUGUUCUCCGGCGGAUUCAAAAGUGAGAUACCGAGUGGAAGGGAUAGAUUGAGGGAGAAUGGGGGACCGAAUGAAACGAAUUGCGGUAUUGUCUCUGCUUUUCUUUUUUCAAAUGUGAUCACAAUAAAAACAAAGAAAUUAUUCUCUAGUCAGCA